This is a messenger RNA of Danaus chrysippus (African queen), 1086 nucleotides long. The record is from the annotation of a GenBank genome assembly. NCBI's taxonomy places the organism in Eukaryota, Metazoa, Arthropoda, Insecta, Lepidoptera, Nymphalidae.
AUGGAUCAAGAUCCAUUGAAUGAGCUGGUGGAAUUCUUGAAACCAGAGUCAAGAUUAGACCUAAAACACAUAUCUCUCGACCAUAUACUAGGGUUAUCCGGUACGGAAGACGGGAUCCAUGUUCUACUGAAAAAUGAGAAAAUAAUACAAUGUCUCAUCGAAUUGACAGACGAUAGAGUCGCGGAAAUAAGUAAAAACGCUUUACUGGUGCUCGUUAAUGUUACGGCUAACGAAAAAGGUGCGUCGGAACUGUUAAAAUACAGACCCAGUACGAAAAGAAAUAUUAUUGAACUUUUGAUUGGAUACAUACUAAAUCCGGACAAAAAAGAAGCUGACGCCGCUUGCAUGAUACUCUCGAAUCUUACUAGAUCGGAAAACGCGGUAGAAGUAUGCACGGAUACAUUCCUACCGCACUUAAAUGAUUUACUAAAUGUAUUUGUAAAUACUACUUAUAACAAAACCGGAUCUAACUUGAAUUACCUCGCACCUAUAUUCAGUAACCUAAGCUGUUCUCCACGAGUCAGGAAAUGGUUUACAGAAGAAAAUCCUCAUUUACCGCUAAUCAAAUUACUACCAUUCUGCAAUUACGAAGCAUCUAGCAUACGAAGAGGUGGAGCUAUAGGUACAGUAAGAAACAUAUCGUUCGAUACAAAUUAUCAUGAAUUCCUCCUAUCAAAUGAUAUAGAUCUGCUAACAUACUUAUUAUCUCCGUUAAUGGGUAACGAAGAUUACCCUGACGAUGAAAUGGACAAAUUACCAAUAGCCCUUCAAUAUUUAGGCAAAGAGAAACACCGAGAUCCCGAUAUAGAUAUUCGUAAAAUGAUUAUUGAAACUUUAAAUAAAUUAUGUGCCAAACGUAAUAUAAGGGAGAUUUUACGUGAUAAUGGCGUUUAUUAUGUAUUAAGAGAAUAUCACAAAUGGGAAAAGGAUCCAAAUACAUUGCUCGCUUGCGAAAACGUGGUCGAUAUUUUAAUACAGAAAGAAGAAGAAGUUGGCGCAGAAGAUUUAUCUAAAGUCGAUAUCCCAGAAGAAUUGAAUAGCAAAUUUGACGAAAUGGACAAAGAAUAUAUUGAUAGCGUAAAAUAA